Messenger RNA from Monoraphidium neglectum, 2700 nucleotides. RefSeq lists its product as hypothetical. The coding region runs from base 1 to 2700 and encodes 899 amino acids. The transcript is spliced from 2 exons. NCBI's taxonomy places the organism in Eukaryota, Viridiplantae, Chlorophyta, Chlorophyceae, Sphaeropleales, Selenastraceae. The record is from RefSeq and is a predicted model, not a curated record.
AUGGACCGCAUCUUAGGCGAGAUCGCCGCGGCCCUGCAGGCCCGCAACGGCCCCGCCGCGGUUCGCUUGGUGCGGGAAUUGGACACCUCUCAGUCCGAUGUGCUGAAGCAAAUUAUUCAGGGAUCUGAUGCCCUCAGCCCUGCAGUGUUCGUGGGUGUGAUGGACGGCGUGCUGGCGCGUUGCAUCAGCCCAGGCGACGACCGCGGCGUGGGCGCUGCUGUUGACAAAGCCAAGGACAAGCUGAUUAAAGAAGAGAUCCUUGUCGUAAAGUUUUUGACCAUCAUCGUCGCGGACGCCAGAACAUGGGUCAGCUGCGCGCCCCUGCGCUGCCCCGAGUGCGCCGCAGCGGCCGGCGCCGCCGCUGCACGCGCCGCCGCGGCCGCGGUGGCGGCCGGCGCUUGCGCGACCGACGGCGGAAGCGCCCGCGGGCGACACGCGCGCGCGCGGCUGCUGAUUCUUAGCUGGCUGACUUUCCAGCUGCUGCGAGGCGAGGUCACGGAUGCGAGGCUCGCCACGGCGGUCGCCGCCUUGAGCCCUCCGGGGGCGCUCGAGGCUGUAUUUCUGGCAGGGCGCCUGAUGCCCCUCCCGCCAGACUACGCACAGGACUUUGGCAUGCCAAGUGUGCGCAAGGACUUCUUUGAUCCUCUGCAUGAGAUCGUCACGGUGGCAGAGGUGUUCAUCACCGCAGAGCAGAUGUUGGCGGAGAGCCAGGCCGCGCUCGGCGCGGAGGGGCGCGCGGCGGUCGCGGCGUUGCCGGGGCUGCUGGCGGAUGCGGCGGGCCCCGCCUGGGACUCGAUAGGCGCGCGCCUGGCCACGGGCGGGGACGCCGCGCUCCCCGCCGUCUUCCUGGCGGGGCUGCUGCCUGUCGUCGUGCAGCACGACGCAGCGGCCCAGGCGGCACUCGCCGCGGCGGCCGCGGCGCGCGCGGCGCGCGUGUUCCCGCCGCUCGCGGCGUUCUCGCGAACACCUGGCGCGCCUGGCGUGCUCCCCGACCUGCCCGCGCGGAUAUGGUCGGCAAUCUGCAGCUUGAGCCUCUGGGGCCCUGUCCACUCCAUCUUGGCAGCUUGCGGCGGGGCGCUGGCCAAGCACGCGCUCGGCUUCAUCGGCCAGUUGGCCCGCCGCGCCGGCGGCGCUGGGGUUGCCGGAGCCGCCAACGCUUUCGCGCCGGUCGCGCUGAAGUUUGCUACGCGCUUCCUGGUGCAAGCGACUGCCGCCGAGCUCAUACCCGGUGCCGCGCGGCACGGCAGCUGCGUCGCGGCCGCGCCGGGCGCGGCAGCUGCGCUGGUCGGCGGCGCGCGAAUGGGGCUUGCCGCGGUGCGCGCCAAGGGAGACGCCGCCUGCGACGAGGGCCGUGUCCUGGCGGACAUCUGCAAUUUGGUGGCGAUGGUGGCUUUUAUUGAGGCUCAGGUGGAUGAUCGCGCCGGCGGCGUCGGCAGCGGCGGUGGCGAGGAGAGCAGUAGGGCCGGCAGCUGGCUGGUGGCGCUGCACGCCUUGGGGGCUCUGCAGCUGGUUGCCGGCGCGCUGGCCGUGCCGGGGCUCGCUGGCGACGGCAAGGCUAUGACUGCACUUGCUGCGGCGGUGCUGGCUUACAGCCUCCCUCAACAGCAGCAGCAGCAGCAGCAACAGCAGCAGCAGCAGCAGCGGCGGCAGCAGCAGGAGCAGCAGCAGCAGGCGUUAACCGCAAGCGGGACCAACAUGGACGCGGUAGACGUGCGGCGGCGUGCCUGGGCGGCGCUGGUGGACGCGCGCACCGACACCAGCAUUGUGGCAAUACGGCUGCUCUGCGACUUCCGGGGGGCGUGCAGGGGCGACCUGGCCGCGACGCCGGGGGCGCUCGCAUUUGUAGCCUCCAAAGCAGCAAGCCUGGACGCUCGCGAGGCGGACAAGGGGGCGGACUUCCUGAGAGUCGUCGAGGAGUGGGCGGCGUCUGAGUGGGCGCAGCAUGGCGCUGGCAGCAGCCGCGACAUGUUUGUCAACGACAGCAGCGGCGAUGGCGGUAGCGGCGACGGCGGCGGCAGCGGCGGGAAGAGUGGCGGGUCACAUCAGGAUCAGGCGGACCAGCCGACCUUGUCUGGCAGUGGGGCACAGCUGGCCGCAGGUCAGGCUGAGGCGUUGGCGGCUGUCGAGCGCGUAGAGCGGUCCUUGGAGCGACUCCUGCGGCUGGCUGCCGAGGCGGCGUCGGCCGGCGCUGUUUUGGCGGCAGAUGUGGAGGCGGAGGCGCGCGCGGCGCUGGCGGAGCUGCGCAUGAGUGACGCCUGGGAGCGGGCGGCCCAUCAGCGGGGACUGCAAAGACAGCGGCAGGAACAGCAGCAGGAGCCGCACAGCAAGCAGCAGCAGGAGGAGGAGGAGGAGGAGGAGAAGGAGGAGGAGGGGAGUUCCGCUCCAUCAGCAGGGGCCAAGUUUAUGGCGCACUUGCAACAGCAACAGCAACACGAGCAGCAGCAGCAGCAGCAGCAGCAGCAGCAGCAGCAGCAGCCAGCAGGCUGCAGGGGUGCCACCUGCCGGCAAACAGCAUCAUGCGCUGCAUGUGGCACCGCCGAGGGUGCCGCAGGGGCACGGCUGCACCUGUGCCGCGGCUGCCAUCUGGCAUGGUUCUGCUCUGACGCGUGCUACAAGGGCCACUGGCCAGCGCACAAAGCGGCGUGCCGCAAAGAGCAGGCGCGGCGGGCGGGGCAAGCGGCGAUGGCGGGGCCCGCAUAG